This is a messenger RNA of Paramisgurnus dabryanus, 750 nucleotides long. RefSeq names its product general transcription factor IIA, 2 (gene gtf2a2). Gene Ontology annotation, biological process: transcription initiation at RNA polymerase II promoter. NCBI's taxonomy places the organism in Eukaryota, Metazoa, Chordata, Actinopteri, Cypriniformes, Cobitidae. The record is from RefSeq and is a predicted model, not a curated record. Gene Ontology annotation, cellular component: transcription factor TFIIA complex.
UACGUCCAAGUUUGGAAAUUGAGGAAGUGCGCAGACAGCGGGCAAAUCACAAAGCAUCACCAAACAUCCAACGGUUUUUUAAACAGUUAAUUCACUUUCACACAGAAAUACACUAUGGCAUAUCAGCUUUACAGAAACACGACACUUGGGAACAGUCUACAGGAGAGCCUCGAUGAACUAAUUCAGACCCAACAGAUUACUCCACAGUUAGCACUCCAAGUGCUCUUACAGUUUGAUAAAGCUAUCAACACAGCUCUGGCCAACCGGGUCCGCAACAGAGUCAAUUUUAGGGGAUCACUGAACACAUACAGAUUCUGCGAUAACGUUUGGACAUUUGUUUUAAAUGAUGUUGAGUUUCGAGAAGUGACUGACCUGGUCAAGGUGGACAAAGUAAAAAUUGUAGCAUGUGAUGGCAAAAACACUGGUUCUAAUGCAGCUGAGUGAGAAAAAGCGAGAGAGCGAGGAAGAGAGGAAAUUGCUGGCUGAUGGAAAGGAUGAAGAGAAUUAAAGACAAGGCACACAGCAGCGAGGACUGUGUAUAUAUAAUUUAUUACAAGAAACAGUUCUCCAGCCUUCAUACAAAAACCUGCUCAGUGGAGGACUGACAAAAGUAUGGAGCACACAAGGCCUUGGAUGUCACGUGGAUUUUUUUCUUUUUAUAUAUAAAUAUAUAUAAUUUUCAUAGAAUUGCCAAUUCUUUUCAGUUUGUUACAAUUUAGCUUAUUCUCUAAUAAACUUGUUUUAAAGGUU